AUGACACACCUGUGGCUGCUGCCAUUGCUCCUGUCUCUGGCUCUGUCCAGCAUCUCUGUAAAUCUUGGCCAGCCAGCUGCAGCAGAAGCGGACAGUGAGGAGCGGGGUCGCCUGGAAGAGAUCUUGCAGAGGGCUGAGCACCUCCUUCUCCAGUCAAACCUGCAAAAACUAGAAGAGGAAAGAGAGAACGACUCAGAGUUGCAGGCCCCCCAGCUAGACUGGCUCGUGAAGAAGCAACACCCUGGGAAGAGAUUCUCUGAGGCCUUUGAGAAGAGGCAGCACCCAGGCAAAAGGGAGGAAGAAGAUGAGGUAGAGGAGGAGGACGUGGGGGAUGGAGGGGCCGUUGUGGAGGUCCACAGACGCCAGCACCCAGGCAAGCGUGAGGAGGAGGCCUGGGAGGCUGACAGCAAGCAGAAGAGGCAGCAUCCGGGCCGGCGGGCCUCCUGGGUCAAGGACAGUGAAGGUGACAUUUCCAAACGGCAGCACCCGGGCAAACGGAACCUGGGCCCGGACAGCCAAGGCCCUGCCUUCCCCUGCAGCCUCCGGGGGUCCUCCCACUGUGGCCUCUUACUAGAGCUCUUGGGGGAGAUCAGCAGGGGCCCGGGGCCUGAGAAGAGGCAGCACCCAGGGAGGAGGUCACUCUGGGGAGGAGAGGGAGCUGAUGGGGAAGAGGACUAA
Trichosurus vulpecula (common brushtail) is the source of this 678-nucleotide messenger RNA. It is a transcript of the gene TRH, whose product is annotated as thyrotropin releasing hormone. Gene Ontology annotation, cellular component: extracellular region. The record is from RefSeq and is a predicted model, not a curated record. The coding region runs from base 1 to 678 and encodes 225 amino acids. Gene Ontology annotation, biological process: hormone-mediated signaling pathway. Gene Ontology annotation, molecular function: thyrotropin-releasing hormone activity. Lineage: Eukaryota; Metazoa; Chordata; Mammalia; Diprotodontia; Phalangeridae. The transcript is spliced from 2 exons.